GCGUUUGGAGUAGACUUUUUUUAAUGAUGGGAUCUUGUCUGUUUUGACAAGCGAUGCCAGGUGAAAUGGCCUUGUCGACUCAGCCAGAUGAUCAUGACAGCCAUUAUGUCUUACUGGCUAAAAUUGACAACGCUAGAAACGUGUCUAAUAUCCUCAAAGCUAUACAUUUCAAAGAGUCCGCCACUGUGUUUGCCAGUUCCAUGGGUUUAAAGGUAACCGUGGAAGAUGCAAAGUGUGUACAGGCCAACGCCUUCAUCCAGGAGGGACUGUUCCACGAGUACCACAUCAGGGAGGACCAGGUCACAUUCAAGAUCAAUCUCACCGUGUUACUUGAAUGCCUGACCAUUUUCGGGACGAGUCCGGUACCUGGUAUGACCACCACACUGAAGAUGUGUUAUGGUGGCUAUGGGUGUCCACUCAUCCUCAUGUUAGAAGAAGAUGGAGUGCUGACUGACUGUAGCAUUAAGACUUUGGAACCUGAUGAAGUUCUAGAUUUCAACUUCAGUAGCACAAAUGUUCUCAACAAAAUUAUCAUGAAGUCAGAGUGCCUGAAGGAAGCAUUCAGUGAGUUAGAUAUGACCAGUGACAUCCUUCAGAUCCUCUUGUCCCCAGAUCAGCCAUACUUCAGGCUGUCCACCUACGGCAAUGCUGGCAGUACCCAUUCUGAUUUUCCUAAAGAUUCGGAUAUGGUGGAGUCUUUUUUAUGUACACAAACACAAACCAACAGGUACAAGAUCUCACUGCUGAAACCUUCUGUGAAGGCACUGACCCUAUCCACGCGAGUGUCUAUCAGAACUGACAAUCGAGGCUUCCUCUCUCUCCAGUACAUGAUCAAGAAUGACGAUGGACAGGUCUGCUUUGUGGAAUAUUAUUGUGCCCCUGAUGAAGAUGUAGAUGAUCCUGAACAUUGACAGCAACUCUUUAACUCUGCUUCAUCCAUCAUCAAGGCUUCAAUUCUUGUGAUUGUAGCAGCAUCAUUUGCUGUGAUUACCAUGGCAACAGAAAGACUCCAAUUAUGAAGAAAGCCAUAUAGUGACAUCAAAGUUUCAAUGUCAAUAUACAUUUGAUUGUCACUGGUGAUGGUUUUCUCCUAUGGUGAUUACCACUCUUUGGUUCGAGUGAUUACUGUAUGAUGACCUGGAUUUAUUUCUGGGAGUUGUCAUAUUGGCACGUUCGUGUGUUGCUGAAGGACACUUACAUACCUACCUGCUGUAAGCCCGGGGAUCCAACACAUCACUUCUGACUCCGAGUAGGGAAUUUUAUGGUACAAUGAAACAGUAUUUGUUGACAUGAUUACUGAACUACAAAUGGAAGGGCUGGGAUGAUUACCUGGCAUGAGCUGUAUAACUUAUUAUGGUAUGACUGAAAGUUUACUCUGGACCAGUGCUCAGUUUAAACCUACAGUUGAUUGUUUCAUUCAUCAGUACACUGUAUAAUGCAUGAUAAGAAUUGCGAUGGUUUUUCAUUUUUUUCCAAUCACUAAUACAUAUGUAAUACUGGGUAAGUGAUUGUACCAUUGUACAUCAUGGUGUUGUUUGUACAUUGCCUCUAACAUAUGUACAUACAGGAAUGUAGCAUGAUAGAAUAUUUUUUAUUGUGUUAUGACAUCUUUAUGUAAAGCAUUUGUUUUUUCUUUACAAAAAUGUAUGAAGGAAUGGAGCUGGCUAUCUUGGAGUAACAACCACUUUACUUAGCCUCCACUCCUCCACCUGGCCUCCACCCCUCCACAUGGCCUCUACUCCUUCACAUGGCCUCCACUCCUCCACCUGGCCUCCACUCCUACACCUGGCCUCCACUCCUACACCUGGCCUCCACUCCUCCACUUGGCCUCCACUCCUCUACCUGGCCUCCACUCCUCCACUUGGCCUCCAAUCCUCAACUUCUACACCCCUCCACUUGGCCUCAACUCCUAUACCCCUCCACUUCGCCUCCACUCAACUCCUACACCCCUCCACUCCUACACCCCUCCACUCCUACACCCCUCCACUUGGCCUCAACCCAUCCAUCCAUCUACCUGGCCUCCACUUCUCCAUCCCUCCACUCCUCAACUCCUACACUCCUCCACCUGGCCUCCACUUCUCCACCUGGCCUCCACUCCUCCACUUGGCCUCCACUCCUCAACUCCUCCUCUUGGCCUCCACCCCUCCACCCAUCUACCUGGCCUCCACUCCUCCAUCCCUCCACUUGGCCUCAACCCCUCCAUCCAUCUACCUGGCCUCCACUUCUCCAUCCCUCCACUCCUCCACCUGGCCUCCACUCCUCCACCUGGUCUCCACUCCUCCACCUGGCCUCCACUCCUCCACUUGGCCUCCACUCCUCCACUUGGUCUCCACUCCUCCACCCCUCCACCUGGCCUCCACUCCUCAACUCCUACACCCCUCCACUUGGCCUCCACCCCUCCACCCAUCUACCUGGCCUCCACUCCUCCACUUGGCCUCAACUCCUACACCCCUCCACUCCUCACUUCGCCUCCACUCAACUCCUACACCCCUCCACUCCUACACCCCUCCAUCUGGCCUCCACUCCUCCAUCUGGCUUCACUCCUCCACCUGGCCUCCACUCCCACACCCCUCCACCAAUUUAUUUUACCGGAGCCACUUAAUCAAUAUUGCAAUAUUAAAAGUUGCAACCAAGUGCCUUCAUGUAACCACUUCAUAAUGGUAGGUCAUUGUUUGCGGUAGAGAAACCCUUCCUAAAAGGAAUACUUAUCACCAGGUUUGUAGCUGUACUACAUAUUCUAACAACUUACAGUCAUAUGAUAAAAUAUCCUACAAGAUUACUUAAGAAAUAAAGAAAUUAAUAUGCAUAUAUGAGGAAGGAAAUGUUUCUGUUUGUGGUAGCUGUUAAACAAACCUCGAGUCUGUACCUACAGGGUUGAUAUUUUACUGGAAUAGACCUGAGCAUGGCCUACACAAGUCGUGGAAAAUACAGGACGACCCGCGACCAAGAGGGAAACCACAUCCAUCUAACAAGCCGAUCACGUACAAAUGGCUUCAUCUCCAGUGAUUUCAGUAAUGGAAAUGUUGAUUUUGCCUUUCAUAUGUAAUUCACGUAAUAUGUUUCUAUAUAGAAGUAAAAUCACCAAAUGUACUGAUAAUGAGUGAGACCGGUUUAUUCUGUGACACUUACAUUACAUUACAUUACAUGGUCAGAUUAGACAGGAUAUUACUGAAAUUAACUGUUAUAUGUUAUGUUAUAUGUUAUAUGGUGGUCGGGUUACAAUUGUCAGGAUGUUAAAUAACCGGUCUUGUUAUUCAGGGUGUUGGAAUUAAAUACUCGGAUGUCAGAUAGGACAUCAUGUAGGUAUACUUUUGUCAGAUUAGACAGGUUUCACAGUAAAAGAUGUUCAUUUUAACCUGUACAUACACAUUGUAUCAGGUACAAUGUCGAAAUAUUGUUACCAACACAGUAACAAAUGUUGUUCUAAUACAUGUAUAUUGAAGAUGCAUUUACAGAGAAAAAUCUGUAUUUGAUAUGUUGAAUAUUUGUCUAUUUUAUGAGUUGUCAUAUUGAAUAAACUAUAUUUCUUAUGA
This is a messenger RNA of Pecten maximus, 3533 nucleotides long. RefSeq names its product cell cycle checkpoint protein RAD1-like. Gene Ontology annotation, biological process: DNA repair; DNA damage checkpoint signaling. The record is from RefSeq and is a predicted model, not a curated record. Gene Ontology annotation, cellular component: checkpoint clamp complex; nucleus. Gene Ontology annotation, molecular function: 3'-5' exonuclease activity. Bases 54 to 911 code for a protein of 285 amino acids. Lineage: Eukaryota; Metazoa; Mollusca; Bivalvia; Pectinida; Pectinidae. The transcript is spliced from 8 exons.